UCAAUAUUGUACAAUUAUUUCCUACGUUAUUCUCUAUUUUUAUUGUAGGCUGAACGUGAUGUCGUUGCGUAUAGGGACUUGGUUACAGUGUUCAGUUUGUGCGUGCAUUUUGUCGGCCUUGAGAUAUUAAUUUAGUGUCAGGUGCGGUAAAUUGAUGCAUCUGUCACAUUCGAAUGGUUCAUUGCAGAAUGUUGGGGGCAGGUGCGCCCGCGGCUUUCCUAGUGAAUGAUCGCUGAAUGGGUCACUGUUUGGGGGGCUGCGCUGUUCGAGAUUUCUUGAUCAUACGAGGCAUGCUUCCGGGCGAGCGGUCAGAGACGUUACAGAGCGCACGGUGAACAGCCACAACGAUAGACCGAGCAUCGAUGCUUCGUGCAGUCAGGAUGGAGGAGUUUGUUACGGAGGAAGAUGAGCCAUGGUACGACCAACGGGAUUUGGAGCAGGAUCUGCACCUGGCAGCUGAGCUGGGGAAGACCCUUUUGGAGCGCAACAAGGAGCUGGAGGACUCCCUACAACAGAUGUACAUCAACAAUGAGGAACAGGUGCAGGAGAUCGAGUACCUGUCCAAGCAGCUGGAGAUGCUGAGGGAGAUGAACGAGCAGCAUGCCAAGGUCUACGAGCAGCUAGAUGUGACGGCCAGAGAGCUGGAGAUCACCAAUGAGAAACUGGUUAUAGAGAGCAAGGCCUCGCAGCAGAAGAUAGACAGGUUGACGGGUACCAUGGAGACACUGCAGACUCAGGUGGAUACCAUGACAGCUCGUGUGGAGGAACUACGUACACUAGAGGAGCUGAGGAACCACAGAGAGGAGCGGGAGCGACGCAAGACUGUCCACUCCUUCCCCUGCCUUAAAGAACUCUGCACUGCACCAAAGUAUGAGGAUGGCUUCCUGGUGUCCAACCCCGGCAGUGUGGACCUGGUGUCUGAGCGUGAGCGCCGGCCGCUGGCCGAGGAGAACGAGCGUCUAAAAGGUGUGGUCUCCUCCCUGAGGUCCGCCAUGGUGGCAGAACGGGGCCGGAGGGAGGGGGCAGAGAGGGAGUACACAGCUGUGCUGCAGGAGUUUGAGCUUAUGGAACAACGCCUCCUGGGUGCUGAGGGAUGCCAGCUGCGAGUGCAGGAGCUGGAGGCGGAGCUACAGGAGAUGCAGCAGCUGAGGAGGUCCCGGGUCUGUCUGUUGGAUGAGGGUCUGGAGCAGACCCUGCUCCACAAUGCCCCUGAGACCGACACACCCGAGGAGGGACCGGGGCAAAAGGAGGGAGGGGAGGGGACGGGGGAGUCCGGGGGGACAGGAGGAGGGGGACAGCAGGGAGGCCCCGUGAGGAAGAGCUGCAGCGACACGGCGCUCAACGCCAUCUCGGCCUGCGACGCCUCUGGCAGGCGACAGGGCAGCUACGCAAUCCACGCCAACGGCGUGCGCACGGGCAUGUCCAUCCUGAGGGAAGUGGACGAGCAGUACCACGCCCUGCUGGAGAAAUACGAGGAGCUGCUGGGGAAGUGCCGGCGCCACGAGGAGGGCAUGUGCCACGCGGGGGUGCAGACGUCACGCCCUGUCUCCAGAGACCCCUCCAUGAAGGACUACAGCAUGGCCACCCCCGGCCCCUCAGCCAUGGCUGCUGCACCCCCCACCCCGCCCCAGACCCCCUCCACCCCAGAGGCCCUGGAGGGCAUCAGCCGGCAGGUAGACCAGGUGGACAAGAGGCUGGGCCAGAACACCCCAGAGUACAAGGCCCUGUUCAAAGAGAUCUUCUCCCGCCUGCAGAAGACCAAGAGUGAAGUGAACUCCACCAAGGGAGUCCCCAAGGGUAGAAAGUCCCCACGGGUUGGAAGUCCUAAGGGAAGAAAGUCCAAAGACAAAUGAGCUGCUUUCGUGAUACUACUGAACAUGACCUCUCCUGAUACUACUGAACAUGCACUGAAAACAAUGGGUACAAAAGCCACAGAUUUUCUUUCAGAAUUAGUUUCUCUUUGUUUGACCGUGUUUGUUCAAAGUGGUCACUUGAUGACAGGUUACCUGUACUUCUGCACUGGGGAAAUGUUACAAUCUACUGUGGAUGAUCCCUUCAGCUGUUUUAUCCAUCUCUCUGGAUACUGCCACGUUUUAUCCAUCUCUGGAUACUGCCACGUUUUAUCCAUCUCUCUGGAUACAGCCACGUUCUAUCCAUCUCUCUGGAUACUGCCACGUUUUAUACAUCUCUCUGGAUACAGCCACGUUUUAUCCAUCUCUCUGGACACUGCCACAUUUUAUCCAUCUCUCUGGACACUGCCACGUUUUAUCCAUCUCUCUGGAUACAGCCACGUUUUAUCCAGCUCUCUGGAUACUGCCACGUUUUAUCCAGCUCUCUUGAUACAGCUAUGUUCUAUCCAUCUCUCUGCAUACUGCCACGUUUUAUCCAUCUCUGGAUACUGCCAUGUUUUAUCCAUCUCUCUGGAUACUGCCACGUUUUAUCCAUCUCUCUGGAUACUGCCAUGUUUUAUCCAGCUCUCUGGAUACUGCCACGUUUUAUCCAGCUCUCUGGACACUGCCACGUUUUAUCCAGCUCUCUGGACACUGCCACGUUUUAUCCAGCUCCCUGGACACUGCCACGUUUUAUUCAGCUCCCUGGACACUGACACGUUUUAUCCAGCUCCCUGGACACUGACAUGUUUUAUCCAGCUC
This is a messenger RNA of Oncorhynchus masou masou (cherry salmon), 2651 nucleotides long. RefSeq names its product cerebellar degeneration-related protein 2-like. NCBI's taxonomy places the organism in Eukaryota, Metazoa, Chordata, Actinopteri, Salmoniformes, Salmonidae. The record is from RefSeq and is a predicted model, not a curated record.